GCAGAUCGCUCUCUCUGGCCUGGGGCGGGAUGUUCAAACGCUUGUAACGGCCGCUACGAUCACCUUAGCGCUAAAUUUGUCGUAACCCGCGCGUAACUCGCCUAAGGUGUAUGUUGGAAAGAUCUUGGAGUCGUCGCUACGAUUUUCGGACUGCCAUAUUUGCUCGUAGCGCUGUCUCGAAGAGCACCCUUACAGUGAUCGUAGGGUGGUUUGUUUACCUCCCGUGGAAUUCUGUACCCACAUUGCCUUGUCAGAGAUGGAGUUACAAGUUGUAUUGCAACAUGAUGUUGCAGUAAACAGGGCCUGGAGACGUGAAAGAAGAUUUAGAGACCGAACAGAUCCAUUUGCUUUUAGGGAUGAACACUUGCUGAGAUAUUAGACUCCCGAGACAGGAGCUUCUUCAUUGGUGCCAGAAGCUAGAACCAAAAGUUGGCCGAGCAACAAGAAAAUCCCAUGCAGUGCCAUGUCAUUUACAGGUGUUGAUGACAUUUAGGUUUUAUGCCAGUGGGUCAUUCCAAAGUGUGUUGGCAGACACAUGGAUUAACACAAGGAUGUGUCAGCAGAGUCAUCAACAGAGUGACAGAUGUGCUGUAUACGGCGUCACUUAGAGAAACACGGAUGCCAAGAGGACUAGAGGAAGCCAGGGUAACAAAGAGGAAAUUAUAUGGAAUUGCCAAUUUUCCAAAUGUGAUUGGCAUCAUCGAUGGAACACACAUCCCGAUUGCUGCCCCACCAGUUGAUGAAGAACUCUACAUUAAUAGAAAGAAUUUCCAUUCACUGAACAUACAAGUUGUGUGUAAUGCAGACUACAUUUUUCAAGACUAUUGCUGCCGUUUCCCUGGAAGCACACGAUUCAUUUGUAUGGGAGAACAGCAUCCUCAACAGGAGAUUCCAGCGGGGUGAAUUUGGAGAUGCCUUUCUUCUUGGUAUGUUUUGAAGUGUGCAUUCUGUAUGUACUGUACUAUACGUACCACUUCAUAAACUAGUCUGUCAUUAUGUGCAUGCAAGUGAUUUUUUAUUUUCUUCAUUUAGUAUUUUUUUUCAUGUAAUGAUCAGCAUCUGUGGUGUAAUGUUUAGCACAUUUUCAUACCAUUAGUAUCAUCAUAUUCACUUUGCUCAGCCCAGGCAGGAAAACUCCUACCCACUCUUCCACUCCUGGAUGAAGUAGUAGUCAACCCUGAUGACAUAGAU
Portunus trituberculatus (swimming crab) is the source of this 1191-nucleotide messenger RNA. Its product is annotated as putative nuclease HARBI1. The record is from RefSeq and is a predicted model, not a curated record. The transcript has 2 exons. NCBI's taxonomy places the organism in Eukaryota, Metazoa, Arthropoda, Malacostraca, Decapoda, Portunidae. The coding region runs from base 499 to 903 and encodes 134 amino acids.